AUGCCUGUCCUAACCCCUGCUUUGUUUUGUCUUAGUCACAUUGAUCAGACAACAACCUGGCAGGACCCUCGGAAGGCCAUGCUCUCCCAGAUGAAUGUCACGGCACCCACCAGCCCUCCGGUGCAGCAGAACAUCAUGAACUCGGCAUCAGGCCCACUCCCCGAUGGAUGGGAACAAGCUAUGACCCAGGAUGGAGAAAUUUACUACAUAAACCAUAAGAACAAGACCACAUCUUGGCUAGACCCAAGGCUUGACCCACGCUUUGCUAUGAAUCAGCGGAUCAGCCAAAGCGCCCCAGUGAAGCAGCCGCCCCCGCUGGCCCCGCAGAGCCCCCAGGCUGGCGUGAUGGGUGGGAGCAGCUCCAAUCAGCAGCAGCAGAUGAGACUGCAGCAGCUGCAGAUGGAGAAGGAAAGGCUGAGACUGAAGCAUCAAGAACUGCUUCGGCAGGCAUUGCGGAAUAUCAAUCCCAGCACAGCAAAUUCUCCAAAACAUCAGGAAUUGGCUCUACGUAGCCAGCUUCCAACAAUGGAACAAGACGGUGGUUCUCAAAAUCCCGUGUCGUCUCCUGGAAUGUCUCAGGAACUGAGAACAAUGACUACAAAUAGUUCUGACCCCUUUCUUAACAGUGGAACAUAUCACUCCAGAGAUGAAAGCACGGACAGUGGACUUAGCAUGAGCAGUUACAGUGUACCCAGAACCCCCGAUGACUUUCUGAACAGUGUUGAUGAGAUGGAUACAGGUGACAGUAUCAGCCAAAGUAACAUACCGUCCCACCAGAACCGUUUCCCAGACUACCUUGAAGCCAUUCCAGGGACGAAUGUGGACCUUGGGACACUGGAAGGAGAUGGGAUGAACAUAGAAGGAGAGGAACUGAUGCCAAGUCUGCAAGAGGCUUUGAGCUCCGACAUCCUUAAUGACAUGGAGUCUGUCUUGGCAGCCACCAAGCUAGAUAAAGAGAGUUUUCUUACUUGGUUAUAGAGGCCUCAGGGAGACUGAAUUCUAAAUCUGUGAAGGAUCUAAGGAGAAUAGGACAUCUGUAUCUGAAGUUCAGAGCAAGCCAGUGUGGGAAACUUGGGCUUGUGUUCAGAAAAAGUAAAUGAACAAAUACUCAACAAGAUUCUUUCAUUUUGCUCUUCCUUGUCCAUCGCUGCUGUUAUAUAUUGCUGACUUUUUUCCACAGUUGACUCUGAAGAA
Tinamus guttatus (white-throated tinamou) is the source of this 1194-nucleotide messenger RNA. The record is from RefSeq and is a predicted model, not a curated record. Lineage: Eukaryota; Metazoa; Chordata; Aves; Tinamiformes; Tinamidae.